Cynocephalus volans (Philippine flying lemur) is the source of this 1467-nucleotide messenger RNA. RefSeq names its product olfactory receptor 13H1-like. Lineage: Eukaryota; Metazoa; Chordata; Mammalia; Dermoptera; Cynocephalidae. The transcript is spliced from 5 exons. Gene Ontology annotation, cellular component: plasma membrane. The record is from RefSeq and is a predicted model, not a curated record. Gene Ontology annotation, biological process: detection of chemical stimulus involved in sensory perception of smell; G protein-coupled receptor signaling pathway. Gene Ontology annotation, molecular function: olfactory receptor activity; G protein-coupled receptor activity.
AUGCAGUUGAUUUUCACAGGCCCUGAAGACAACCCUCCUGCCAGAGCCGUCCUGCGCUUGCAGCGUUGUCUGCGGCACUUGCGACGUUGCUACCUGCAGCCGAGGGCUGCGAAGCGGGUGCUGGAGAGGAAGGGGGCAGAGCCGGCACGAGCUGCUGCCCAUCCUGUGCCUGCACGCCUCAGCUGCAGGGAGGCCCGGCUUUUGUGCCACCCCUUUCCAGACCCCUCCCCUGAUGCCCUAGCCUAUGAGCUCCACGGGAGCGAGAAGCGUCUGCCCUCAGCCCCUUCUACAGUGGCUGGCGCACUGUGGAUAGACGAAAUGAAUUACCAGGAAAUUGGAAACCACACCAAAGUGACCGAAUUCGUUCUCGUGGGACUGUCCAAGGACCCCACAUCCCAGAGUGUUCUUUUCUGGGCACUAAUGUUUCUCUACAUACUAACUUUGGCAGGAAACAGCAUGAUCGUUUUCCUGGUGGGAGUCAGUUCUCAGCUUCACACCCCAAUGUAUUUCUUCCUUGGCAACUUGUCUUUACUGGGUCUCCUGUUCUCCACAAGUGCUGUACCUCUGAUCAUGGCGAACUCCCUGCAGAACUAUCCCACCAUCUCCUAAAGCUCCUGUUUUGCCCAGCUUGCCAUCUGAGCCUUCUUGGCACUGGCUGACUGUUUCCUUCUGGCCAUUAUGGCUUACGACCGAUUCGUGGCUAUCUCAAAUCCACUCAGGUACAACUUGGUCAUGUCUUCUCGAGAAUGCACUUUAAUGGCUUUGGCUGUGUGGGUGACAGCCUUCCUGCUCACUGUCAUUCCCAUUCUGCUCUUCCCCAUCAGUUUCUGUGGGCAUAAUGCAGUAAAUCACUUCUCCUGUGAAGUCCAAGCCAUCUUCAAAUUGCUCUGUUCUAACACCAUUUCCCUAGAGGUUAUGAUGAUGGUAUGUGCUGUCAUUUCAAUGCCAGUACCUUUAACUUUCAUCCUUAUCUGUUACCUUUGUAUCCUCAGGGCUGUCUUAAGAAUCCAUCCAACUGAGGCUAGGCUUAAGGCCUUUUCCACAUGUGGUUCUCACCUGGUCGUGGUCACUAUCUACUUUGGGACACUAAUAUAUAUUUAUAUGAGACCACAGGCCAAAAAGUCCCAAGAUGGGGACAAAAUUGUCUCUAUAUUUUAUGCAGCAGUGACACCAAUGCUAAAUCCCCUCAUCUACACCCCGAGAAAUAAGGAUGUAAAAGCUGCUCUCAGGAGAGUAACUUGUGGGGCCAAGUCCUCAUGCUUCAAGCACACGACAGCCCGCUGGUUGUGUCCUGGGUGGCUCGGCGGUGAAUACCCACUCAUGGCUCGCACGUCUGCUGCUCAAGGCUUCCGAACGUUUGAUUUGCAAGCGUUUUCAGGUAGGCCACACGUAGUGGAGCUGAAAGCUGCUUGUGUCUGGGUCAUCACGGACCGCGGGGGUGACGGUUGUGGAGAGAACAAGCACUGA